CAGACAAUGCAGGCUUCAGCAACGGGGGGUGCACACACACACACAGAGCCCAGGUUAAUCUCUGAUUUGACGUUUGAAUUCCCAGUAGGAAUUCUGUCUCACCCAGGAGCGAGCAGUCUGAUCACGUCUGCGUGCGGUUAUUGAUUAACGCCGGGGUUCUUAGCUGCAUUUCCGGGGGGUGGUGUUUUUAAAGCUGCUGUGUAUUGCAAUCAGGAGAGUGAAUGGAGUGAGAGAGAGGGUUGCUGAUCUGUAUUCUGAUUAUGCAAAUCUGAGAAAGAGAGAGAGAGAGAGAGACUGGAGCUUUGUGUGAGCUAGCCUUUACUGCUCUCGCUGGCUGCAUCUCUGUCUGUUCCUGGGUGGGUGCAAGCAUAACUCCCCCUCAAUCCUAACCCUCCCCCUUUCCCAUGUCUUAAAAGUCUUGGGGGGGGGGACCCAGCCAAGGUACCGGGAGGGGCUGUAGCAGCAGCUCAGGAGUUCUGCACGCUCUCUAAGACAGAAAAACACAGAAACAUCUCCCCACUUCUCACUGAGUGGGACUAUGAGAGAACAGGGCGCCGGGAAAAUGACUUUCCCCCUCCAGUUGUUGCUGCUGUCUCUCGCUGUCGAUAUUUCCUGGGGUUUGUGCCCGGAAAAGGAGCUGGAGAGUAGGGAAGAAGAGGCGAAUGUGGUCUUAACGGGAACGGUGGAGGAGAUUAUGAACGUGGAUCCCGUGUACAACACCUACUCCUGUAAGGUACGUGUCUGGAGAUACCUGAAAGGCCGUGAGACGGUGAAGAAUGAGAUUCUCCUGGAUGGUGGGAAUAAAGUGAUGAUCUGUGGCUUCGGCGACCCCUUAAUCUGUGACAACCAGGUUUCCACGGGCGACACCCGGAUAUUCUUUGUCAACGUGGCACCGAAGUCGAUGUGGCCUGCUCACAAAAACGCGCUGAUGCUCAGCUCCAGCCUGAUGAGGAUUACCCUUCGAAACCUGGAGGAGGUGGAGAACUGCGUGGAAGACCUGGUUUAAUUUGCAGCAGCAAGCUCGCACUUGAAGAUUCCAAACCUGCAAUUUUUCUUGAUUUCAGGUGGAUAUGUGCUCAGCUGCCUUCAAAACCACUAACAGGCAUGGAAUCA
Molecule: messenger RNA, 1113 nt
Organism: Chiloscyllium plagiosum (whitespotted bambooshark)
Lineage: Eukaryota; Metazoa; Chordata; Chondrichthyes; Orectolobiformes; Hemiscylliidae
Source: RefSeq, a predicted model, not a curated record